Messenger RNA from Toxorhynchites rutilus septentrionalis, 1494 nucleotides. It is a transcript of the gene Cpr56F, whose product is annotated as pro-resilin. Bases 140 to 652 code for a protein of 170 amino acids. Lineage: Eukaryota; Metazoa; Arthropoda; Insecta; Diptera; Culicidae. The transcript is spliced from 4 exons. Gene Ontology annotation, cellular component: extracellular matrix. The record is from RefSeq and is a predicted model, not a curated record.
AAAUUAACCACCAUUCGGAGUACAAAGUACCAGAGCUAGGCCCAGAGUUGUUUUCUUCUAAAAUCUGUCUCUCACGAAGUGCAAUUUUCCUCAACAGUGCGCAUUUUAGUGUUCUGCAAGUGAUAAACCAGUGUCAAUCAUGAAGAUCUUCGUCGCUAUCGUUACUGUCCUUUCGCUGGCCGCUCUAGCCGCAGCAGAGCCACCAUCCCCGCUCAGCAACUAUCUUCCUCCGGCCCAACAGCAGCAACAGGGAGGCUUCAAUGGGAAUAACGGUUACAACUAUAACACAAACAAUAACGGCUACAACUACCCAUCAGCCCCGUCGUCCCAAUACGGUGCCCCAUCUGGCGGCAGUGGAUCCGGUGGAUACUACGACGAUGCGAACAGUCAGCCAGCCAAGUACUCUUUCGAGUACGCCGUUCAGGACUACCAGUCGGGCAAUGACUUUGGCCACAUGGAGCAACGCGAUGGAGACCGCACCGUUGGCCGAUACUACGUCCUGCUUCCCGAUGGUCGCAAGCAAGUUGUGAACUACGAAGCCGACCAGAACGGAUACCGCCCAACCAUCACCUACGAGAACGUCGGCACUGGUACUAACGGAGGUGCCGGUGGAUACCCAGGUGGUCAGGGUGGAUUCCAGGGUUACCAGUAGAGCAGAAUGUGAUAGCUAUUUCCAACCAGAACCCUCAACGCCACGUACUCAAAGCUAUUAGGAACGAAUUUUCCAACGCUAGUUAAUUCUUUGUUUACUUAGACAAUUGUAACGCUUUUGCUUUCCUAUUCUCAAUAUAAAUCGCGGUUGUUCGGCUAACGUUAGAUGAUAGCCAUGGAUCGUAAUCCUAUCAACAGGCCAGUAUUUUCUCAUCGGCUGUCAAAUCUACAAAGUUCGUCGCGGUAUUUUACACACAGAAAAACAAACGAUUUCAACUGAAGCACCCGAGCAUCGCGAACAUUUAUCGAGAAUACGAAGCAAAUCGACGCUUUAAUUAAUUCCAGGAACAAACGUUCCGGAUGAUACGAAAAACAAGGCCGAUCGAGCAGCAUCGAUUGGCAACAAAAAAAACCACAACUAUUAUUAUAUGUUUAACACUACGCAUGCAAAUGAAAAUAUUUGUGAGGAAAACGAUGAUAACUGCCAUAAACGCUUAAGAGAAAUUGAUGAAACAAAAAAUAACGAAACUAAGAAGAACUACAAGGAAUAGGACUAAGCUCGUAUCUUCGAACCAUCGAGAGCAGAUAACGAUACGAACUAACCAACAACAUUCUUAGAAGAAAACCUCUGUAAAUAGGUAAACGUGUACAUCCCCCUUUUUCGUUUUGUAAUAUUACAGUGUUUUGUAAUAUGUAUAGAUACAAAGUUUUAAAAAACUAAAUAAAACCAGACGAACAAGCAACUCACGACCAACGGUUGCCCGGCUCUUCACGCUUAAACGGAGCGAGUACUGAAAGCUGCCUGAGCGCCGUUGAUUGUUUGUUGUGAACUAUUGAAAACAA